UUGAAGUGAAUGUUUGGCGCCGUUUCUCACGACUCGUAGACAUAGCGUACUAUUAGUCGGUUUGAGGGGCUGUCAGACACUGAGGCUCUUCCCAACCCUUACCACCACUAUAUCCAGUGCUUUGCGCCUGUAUUUCAAGUUUUAGCAAAUAGUCAUUCGUCUAAAUUAUUGUCGUAUUUAUCCUCGUAUUCAGUCACUUAGUGUUAAUUUUUUGCAAAUUUAGUCUUGUUUUUGUCGAUAUAGUGAUACCAGUGCUAUAUUUAGUGAGUCAUUAAUGUGUGAAUGUCUUCAGAUAUGGAUUCAUAUUCAUUGACAGAAAAGUCAGACAAUAGAUGGUAUAGUGGUAUAGCCAUCAAAGUUGCUGAGUUUGUCUACUGGAGAGACCCGAAGAAGAGUGGAGUGGUAUUCGUUGCCGGACUGGCAAUCCUCUUGUCGCUGACCGUCUUCUCCAUAAUCUCAGUGUUCGCCUACUCUUCGUUGGCCGCCCUCUCUCUGACCCUUUCGUUCAGAAUCUAUAAGAAUAUAUUACAGGCCGUGCAGAAGACCAAUGAGGGACACCCUUUCAAAGAAUAUCUAGAGGUCGAGAUAACGCCGUCGAGUGAACGCAUUCAUGAGAUCGUGGACUCGUUUCUCUCGCACUUCAACCGCACACUAAACAAACUCCGCAGCGUUUUCCUCGUCGAAGACAUAAUCGAUUCGCUGAAGUUCGUGGUGUUGUUCUGGUGUCUCACGUACAUCGGCGCCUGGUUUAAUGGACUCACUCUCAUCAUACUGUCCUAUUUGGCACUCUUCUCAUUGCCCAAAGUCUAUGAGAUGAAUAAGACUCAAGUCGAUCAGUAUUUAAGUCUGGUCUCCACUCAGAUCACUGACAUCACCUCNGUUUAA
Oppiella nova is the source of this 885-nucleotide messenger RNA. Lineage: Eukaryota; Metazoa; Arthropoda; Arachnida; Sarcoptiformes; Oppiidae. The record is from the annotation of a GenBank genome assembly.